Messenger RNA from Penicillium egyptiacum, 1182 nucleotides. Lineage: Eukaryota; Fungi; Ascomycota; Eurotiomycetes; Eurotiales; Aspergillaceae. The record is from the annotation of a GenBank genome assembly.
AUGAUAUUUCAUCCAUCUGCUCUGAAGGCCAUUCCCGAGCAUGAAGCACUCCUAGUCUCCGACUACGAAGUGAUGGUAUUGAACAAGCCCAGACGGUUCUCUUUCCGGAAAUAUUCUCACUCGGACUGCAUCGCAUACACAGGCUCUAAGAGAGCCAUUUUCUGCCGAGCAGUACAGCGACCUCUUUGGGCUCUGAUUUUCAUUCUUGGUAUGCUCGCCGUUGCAUGGGAAUGCUUUCUUUAUCUCUUUCCACAUGAUUUUGAGUUGGUUAUUUUCCCCGGUGAACGCUCCUCAAGGUUGUCCGACUCGUCCACUUACGGUGUCAUCCCCAUACCAUGCCACUCGCACAACGACUACUGGCGUCACGUUCCCCUACGCUCAGCACUCCAUGCAGGAUGUAUCAGCGUCGAGGUUGACGUUUGGCCAUGGGGAAACGAGAUUCUAGUUGGCCAUUCACCUUCCACAGUCCUCCGAGGAACACUGCAGAGCCUCUAUCUUGACCCGCUACUGAAGAUGCUUGACACACACAAUGCACCUCCUUCUCGCAACUGGCCGAAGGUCGUGAGUCAGGAAAUGGCCGGACCAUUUUCCAAUGAUCCAAAGCAGACUCUGACCUUGCUGAUUGAUUGCAAAACCGAGGGUGAUCGGACCUGGCCUCUUCUUGUCGAACAGCUGAACCCGUUUCGUGAAAAGGGCUACUUGACUCACUUUAAUGGCUCUGAUGUUGUAUACGGCCCGAUUACUGUGGUGGUUAGCGGAGACAUGCCUUUUCACCUGUUGUUAGAGAACACGACCUAUCGCGACGUCUUUUACGAUGCACCUCUUGACAACUUGACCUUUCCCACCGAAAUAAUGACAGACGAUAACAAGUCAAUGGAUUCCACAUAUAACCCGUCCAACAGCUAUUACGCAUCAGCAGACUUUCGCACGGCUAUUGGGUCUCUCUCUCUUAGCCGUCUGUCGGAUAUUCAGCUGGCUGUCCUUCGGAGUCAGGUACGUGCAGCUCACAUGAUGGGACUAAAGGUGCGGUACUGGGGAACUCCCACCUGGCCGGUUGGACUGCGGAACCAUGUUUGGCAUGUACUUGUGCAUGAGGGUGUUGAUGUGAUCAAUACAGAUGAUUUACGCGGUGCAACUAGGCAGGAUUGGAAGCCUCACCACUGGUGGCAGUGGUGGGUAUAA